Antrostomus carolinensis (chuck-will's-widow) is the source of this 1650-nucleotide messenger RNA. It is a transcript of the gene PLEKHN1, whose product is annotated as pleckstrin homology domain containing N1. The transcript has 14 exons. Lineage: Eukaryota; Metazoa; Chordata; Aves; Caprimulgiformes; Caprimulgidae. Gene Ontology annotation, molecular function: cardiolipin binding; phosphatidylserine binding; phosphatidic acid binding. Gene Ontology annotation, cellular component: mitochondrial membrane; cytoskeleton. The record is from RefSeq and is a predicted model, not a curated record. Gene Ontology annotation, biological process: positive regulation of apoptotic process; response to hypoxia; 3'-UTR-mediated mRNA destabilization. The annotation marks the transcript as partial.
GGGGGCUCCUUCAGAAGGAAACCCUCGCUCAAGAAAGAACAAAAUGGCAAGAAAAAACUGCCCAGCUUUUUUGGUAUAGAAGGAGGGCAGGAGAGAGACACGACCACGGACAAAAUCCUACAGUAUAUUCCAGGAAAGAAUAUUCAGAACCAGGAAAACCAGAAAGAAAACUUGGACCAGAGGUUUCCCAGCCUGUUCAAGAAGGGACGAAGGAAAACAGUUGUCAGGAAUCUGGGGAAAAUAGUCUAUUACUCCAAGGUCAAGUUUAAGUUUCAGCACUGCCAGGAGGUGAAUGACUGCUUCUUGGAACUGUUCCAGUCUUACCUGUACUUCCAGUCUAUGGGCUCCAAUGGACUCACCUACCAGGGGCUGCUGCCUUUGAAAGAGCUGAAUGUGUGUGAAAUUGAGAAUGGGAAGAGCUCCGGGCAGGAGGAUCAUGCUUUCCGCAUUGCAGGUCCUCUGCUGAAUCCCCUUAUCGUGUUCUGUCCUACUGAGUCAGAGCUGAAGCAGUGGCUUUAUCACCUGGAGAAACAGAUCCAGCUAAAUGGAGGAAGCCUUGGCUUGCCCUUUCUCUCUCAGAACGACUGGAAGCAGAGCUCUGCAGGGAAGGAGGAGCUGCGAUGGUCCGUGCAGAACAUGCCUGUCCAGGAGUGGAGAGGGACCCAGCGGGAAUCCCUAGGCGAUGUCCUCUGUGUUUCCAAAGUGAAGCUUCAGCAUCUGCCUUUCCAGGAGCAGCAUGACCGGCUGCUGGUGCUUUACCCGUCCACACUGGUGAUAGUAUCUGAAGAGGGCAACAGCCUUUGUUUUAAGGGCGAGCUGCCACUCAACGCCAUCCAAGUGCUAUUUGAAGAGAACGAGAAAACCUCCUUUUUAAUAGAAGGCCGGCUGAUCAAUUCGAUCCGGGUGAUCUGCCGCAGCUAUGAUGAUUACCAGGAGUGGCUCUACUGUCUCAAAACAGCCCAGUUUCGAAACGCCGACUCCUCCCUCUCUGGAUCAGAGAGUUUCUCGGGAUCAAAGCUGCCCCACCCCAGCCAGUUCGGCGGCAGCGGGAGAGGGUCGCUCACCUCUGAUGGCCGGACGAACUCCUGGGCGUCGGGAGGGAGAGUGGCCACCUUAACACACGUCUCCCAGAACAGCGGCUCUCUUGCUGAUGGACAGUCCUUCGUGAUGAUGCCUGAGAGCAGGGUGCUCGAAGACCCCCUCUCCCCUGGCUAUUCCCAGCCUCUCCAUUGCCUGACCCAGGCUAACUGGCCAAGCACAGGGCUGCCAGCACAGGAUCUGCGGAGAGGAGGCAGCGCUAGAAAGUCCAAGGGUAAAUGUGGACCUUGCAGCCAGCAGCUGCCUGGCCAGGACACGGAGAGGACCAUCUGCAGUCUCAUUCCUGAAAACCCCAAUGGCGAGCUGCUGUCCUCAGUGUACAAUGAGCCGUACUCCACUUGCAGCUCGCAGCAUUCCCCCCCCGCCACACCUGGACCUGAGCAGUGGGCUCUAGGGCAGCUGAACCGAUGGAGCUUGGUGGGCAGUCAACCCUCGACAGCUUCCAGCUCCCUGGAGAAGCCGGCCGUGCCCCGCUCCCCGCUCUACGCAGACCCCUACACACCCAGCUCCCCCAGUGCUCGCAGUGCGGCGGGCUCUGGCUUCCUGGAAGAG